CCGUCUCAAAGGUCAGGUCCCACUCUCAUCCUCUCUCUUUCAAGUCGUUUUCCCCAUUCUCUCCCUCUCUCUCUCGCUCUCUCUCCCUCUCUUGCUCGGAGAGCAAUUAGGGUUAAAACUACGCUCCGAAUUUCAAUUCCUAGCGAAUCUUCUAGGAUUUGUUUGUUCUUCGCAAGAGAUGCAGUUUUCUUGGUGAUCUCUUAGACUGAGACUCGAGGAGGGAGGACCAGGCAUUGUGAGAAGGUAGGGUGUGGAGAUCCGGUGGAAAUGAGCGCGUCCAGGUUCAUCAAGUGCGUCACCGUCGGUGACGGUGCUGUCGGCAAAACCUGCAUGCUGAUAUCCUACACCAGCAAUACCUUCCCUACGGACUAUGUGCCUACUGUUUUCGACAAUUUCAGUGCUAAUGUGGUUGUGGAUGGAAGCACUGUCAACCUAGGGUUAUGGGAUACUGCUGGUCAGGAGGAUUACAAUAGAUUAAGACCCUUGAGCUAUCGAGGUGCAGAUGUCUUUAUACUUGCUUUCUCUCUCAUAAGCAAGGCCAGCUAUGAAAAUGUUGCAAAAAAGUGGAUUCCUGAAUUGAGGCACUAUGCACCUGGCGUUCCAAUUAUUCUUGUUGGAACAAAGCUCGAUCUUCGGGAUGAUAAGCAGUUUUUUAUAGACCAUCCGGGUGCAGUGCCCAUUACUACUGCUCAGGUAAAGUUGAUUGCACCCUGUAUAUUUCUAUUUUCUUACCCUAGACCUCUGCUUUAUCUCAAUGUGUGGUUUGACUUUUGGUUUUCGCUGAAGGGAGAAGAACUUAGGAAAUUGAUUGGAGCUCCUGCCUAUAUUGAGUGUAGUUCAAAAACCCAGCAGAAUGUUAAGGCAGUUUUUGACGCAGCCAUUAAGGUGGUGCUCCAGCCACCAAAGCAAAAGAAGAAGAAGAGGAAGGCACAAAAGGGUUGUUCCAUAUUGUGAUGUAGGAGGGAUUCUAUUUGACAUAGGAGACAAAUGACCCACCAGCCUCUCUCACUUAUAUCUGCCAGUCUUAUCUGUCUGUCUGUCUGUCUUUUCCUAUUCCAUGUCCUCUGUAAGGAAGCAGUAAGCUGUGGUGUAUAGUCUUGACAGACAUGCUAGGGAUCUUCGUGAAAAGCAUGAGAUUAUUUAUUAGUUUCGGGCUUUACCUGUUUUCAUGAUCUGUAACUGAUUGUUAGUAUUCUUGUUGACCCAUGUACCCGUGUCUGUGUUUAAAACCCGUCUCCUGCAUUAACCAGAUGCGAGGAAGAUCCUAAUAUGAAAGAACUGCUUCGUGGAUGAACUUUGAUAUAUCA
Corylus avellana is the source of this 1307-nucleotide messenger RNA. It is a transcript of the gene ROP2, whose product is annotated as RHO-related protein from plants 2. The record is from RefSeq and is a predicted model, not a curated record. Lineage: Eukaryota; Viridiplantae; Streptophyta; Magnoliopsida; Fagales; Betulaceae. Gene Ontology annotation, biological process: small GTPase-mediated signal transduction. Gene Ontology annotation, molecular function: GTPase activity; GTP binding.